UAUAAAAAAUUAAUAAUUUAAGUCGGAUUAAGUCGGCAUAAAUUUUACAAAAAUAUGUCUGAAAUUGUGGAUACAGAACUGUUGGUGAAUUGCACUGUGUUGGCUGUCAAGCGGUUUGACUUGAGCUCCAUCAGUACGGCGAUAUCGAGUAAUUUAAAUCGCUCAGAAGUCAUUGGCGUACUAACAAAAAUAAUUGAGAACAGAGAAAACUUGAAUAACAUCAACGAUGCAAAGGAUUUUCUAACUGAAUGCCUAUUCCCAUCACCGACUCGGCCAUACGAAUUGCCAUGGGAACAGAAAACCAUUUGGGCGAUUAUAUUUGGGUUAAUGCUCUUCGUAGCCAUUGCCGGAAAUUGCAUUGUGUUAUGGAUUGUAACAGGUCACCGUAGUAUGCGCACCGUCACGAACUACUUCCUGCUAAACUUGAGCAUUGCUGAUCUCUUAAUGUCCGCACUCAAUUGCAUAUUCAAUUUCAUCUUCAUGUUGAACUCGGAUUGGCCUUUUGGGUCCAUUUAUUGCACCAUUAAUAAUUUUAUGGCAAAUGUUACGGUUUCUACUUCGGUUUUUACACUGGUGGCGAUAUCCUUUGAUAGAUACAUUGCAAUUGUGCAUCCCUUGAAGAGACGAACUUCACGACGCAAGGUGCGUUUCAUUUUAGUGCUCAUUUGGGUACUGAGUUGUGUUCUUGCUGCACCCUGUUUAAUGUACUCCAGUAUUUUGACAAAAAGAUACUACAAUGGAAAGUCUCGCACAGUUUGCUUUAUGAUGUGGCCAGAUGGACGAUACCCCACAUCCAUGGCUGAUUAUGUCUACAAUAUCAUCAUUCUCGUCCUCACCUAUGGCAUACCAAUGAUUGUAAUGUUAAUAUGUUAUUUCCUUAUGGGACGUGUAUUAUGGGGCAGUCGCUCUAUUGGUGAGAAUACCGAUCGCCAAAUUGAAUCGAUGAAAUCAAAACGAAAAGUCGUUCGUAUGUUUAUCGCUAUUGUAUCCAUAUUCGCCAUUUGCUGGUUACCGUAUCACAUGUUUUUCAUUUACUCAUAUCACAAUAAUCAAUUAACAACGACAAAGUACGUGCAACAUAUGUACUUAGGUUUCUAUUGGCUGGCCAUGUCAAAUGCAAUGGUCAAUCCAAUUAUAUACUACUGGAUGAAUAAGAGGUUUCGAAUGUAUUUUCAAAAGAUAAUUUGCUGUUAUUGCUUCGGUACCGCAGUGCUUAAAUCAAGCUCCCCUACGGCAUGCACAAACAAAAACAGUUCACAAAGAUUGGCAAAAGCUGAAAGCAAGAGCCUUUGGAAACGCAGCACGAUGGAAACGCAAAUUCAAAUACAGCCAACGUCGUCUAUACGCGACAAGCAGUCAACACAUACUUCUCUCAUGAAAAAGAUAUCGAAGGAGUGCAUCAUCGAAAAACCACAGCACGACAGUGGCUCACCAGUGUAUCUGUCGAUAAACGAGGGCAACGACAAACAACGCAUCAAAAUAAAAUACAUCUCCUGCGAUGAGGACAAUAACUCUCUAAGCAAAAUAUCCCAUCAGUUGAAAAACGAAAAGCUGUGAUGAUCCAAUAAAUUCGAUUAAUGGUACGAUUUUUAACUUGUAUACAUAAACAUAAGAUACACAAGAUAUUAAUAUUAGAUUACAA
This is a messenger RNA of Teleopsis dalmanni, 1642 nucleotides long. RefSeq names its product tachykinin-like peptides receptor 86C (gene TkR86C). Bases 55 to 1557 code for a protein of 500 amino acids. The transcript is spliced from 8 exons. The record is from RefSeq and is a predicted model, not a curated record. Gene Ontology annotation, molecular function: tachykinin receptor activity; neuropeptide Y receptor activity. Gene Ontology annotation, biological process: G protein-coupled receptor signaling pathway. Gene Ontology annotation, cellular component: plasma membrane. NCBI's taxonomy places the organism in Eukaryota, Metazoa, Arthropoda, Insecta, Diptera, Diopsidae.